Messenger RNA from Ascochyta rabiei, 1974 nucleotides. RefSeq lists its product as uncharacterized. NCBI's taxonomy places the organism in Eukaryota, Fungi, Ascomycota, Dothideomycetes, Pleosporales, Didymellaceae. The record is from RefSeq and is a predicted model, not a curated record. The coding region runs from base 1 to 1974 and encodes 657 amino acids. The transcript has 2 exons.
AUGGAGUCAUACAAUCUCAAGACUGCGGCGACAUAUAUCAACAAUCUACUUUUGGCUCGUGGACUACUCCGCGAUGGAAAAGGCAUCGAGUUCGCGCACCCAUCGCGGGCGGAGGGCGGCAAAGAAGCCACAAUGGCUCAGAUCAUCAACCUCGUUCACGAUCUUGUCCUGAAGCGUGAUCGCGAUCAGGAGUAUCGAGAAUCUGUUGCGGAGACAGUACGGAACUUGCGCUCAGAACAGUCGCGCCAGUUGAUAUCGCUCGAGAAGCUGCAGACUCGCAAUGCAGAUCUUACACGACAGCUCUCUCUGGCUCAAUCGCAAGAGCACGCUGCUCGCGCCGCUUUACGAACCGCCGAAUCAUCCGCACGCAAGCUACGCGCAGAAAUGUUGCGACUGAAGACAACCGUAGAUCAGGUCCGGACAAGCUGCGCAAACGAUGUACGAAAGCGCGAUGUACAAAUCCAGCGCUUGAAGAGCCACUUGACGACCCAACAGCGUGGGAACAAGACAGGAUUAGUCGGCGCAAGCAUUACGAUCAACCCUGGUGUUGCAGGCUUUGGUGGUUCGGCGAACACGAUCAGGAACGACGAGCCAGACCUCGAGGAUCCGGGCUAUAGCCUGAAACAAGAAACGACGGACUUCCUGACACAGUUGAGCCAGAGCUUGAGCGAUGAGAAUGACAGUCUCAUCGGGCUCGUAAGGAGCACGCUCACGACGUUGAGAGAGUUGCAGGGCAUGCCUGAAAGCAAUGCGCAGGAAGAUGCAGACGGUCACUCAAUAAUCGGCGAGGAGGACGAAGAUGUACAGCACGGCAUGAUGCAUGCUCUACCAACCAGUUUCGAGACCCUCGCCAGCGACACGGACGUCGUGUUAGACAAUCUGAAGAACCUACUCACCAAUCCCAAUUUUGUGUCAGUGGACGAGGUUGAGUCCCGAGAAGAGGAGAUUCACAGAUUACGAGCAGGCUGGGAGAAGAUGGAGGCCCGCUUGCGUGAAUCCUUCAAGCUCAUGGACUCUUGGCGGAAGCGCAUGACAAAGGGUGAUACUAUCAACCUAGACGAGCUCACGAGAGGGCUGGACUACGACACGGAUCUGGAAGAAGAUGAAGGGGACAAUAUUUCAAUGAUCGAAGAAGAAGAUGAGGACGAAGGAGAAGAGCUUGUCGAAGAGGAUGGCGAGGAAGCUAUGGAGGACGGCAGUUCAGUCUUUGACGAGGAUGUUCAGGAGGUGGAAAAUCAAGAGGAGCUUCCUACACCAGAAGCAGAACUUGCAGCAGAGCAGACGAACGGUGAUUCCCGUUUCGACGGCAAGCCACGACCCGAAUCGCAGGCUCUCCAGGAGACGAGCGGCAACAAGUCACCCAACAAAUCGCCUCGGAAGGUUGCUUUCUCAGCGUCCAUUCCGAACACCCCAUCUCAUGCCGAAGAUGAGGCGACAGGCACAUCUGGACUUGAUCUGGUCGACGUGGAGACGACCAGCCACCCUGCCUCGGUAACAAAAGCUUCCCCGCCAGAAGAGGGUGCAUCGAGAGCAGCAGGCCAAGAUGAGCGCACACCACGCCAUGUACGUUGUGACAACAUCUGCGACCCUAUCUUGAAGAUGGCCUGCAAAGUCACCCUUUCUUCAUCCCCAUCAUUUUCUUUCGACUCACCCAUGACGACGCUCUCUGACACCCGGCAACAGGCAAAGAAACGGCAUUCGAGUCCACAUGCCCAUCCCGAAGAGCGAUCCCCAAAGCUGACCAUGUUCGAUAAGCUCAAGGCAGUGCAGGCCGAAGCGGAAGUAGCCGCUGCCAGAAUCCAGUCAAGUCCUGUCAAGUCUUUUAGAUCGGCGAAUGGCGAGGAUGCAACAGAAGAGAAAAGGCAAAGGCGUCUGACUCGCUCACCAACGAAGCCCUCACGCAUUGGAGGUCGGCCAAAGAGGAGAAAGAGCACGCUGACACCUGCGGAGCUGGAAAACCUCUUAGGCUGCUAA